AUGUCAACAGAGCGAGGCAACGAGGCCGACUCGACCAUCGGGGUUUCGGCGGUUGCUCUGGCGGAUCUGGUUGAUCGUGUGGACGAGACGGCCAACGGCGGCGGCUUGGCCGUCACCACGAAGCCCCGCAAGAUCACACUGACCAAAUACACCAUCUACGUCACUACACAACGAAUGUACAUUGUCGGCAGUAACGGGCGCGAGACGGUGUUUCGGAUCAUGGAGAUUGAUCUCACAUUGACAGAAAAGCUGGUUAUCAUGGAGGACAACGUUUAUUUCACGCGGAACGAGAUCAUGGACGUUCUGAACGGGCUCGAGGAGUCCAGCGAGGGCGGUCUGAGCAAGAAAAUCACCGCUGUCGGGCUGCUAGGGUUCAUCCGGUUCACCAGACACUACUAUCUGUGUGUGGUUACGAAAAGAAGGCCCGUGGCGAUUCUGGGCGGGUACUAUCUGUACCAUAUCGACGCCACAGAGCUGAUCCCCGUGGCAAACAACCCGAAACGGCCAGACAGAAAUUCCGAGGAGGCUCGGUACAUCUCGACGUUCCAGAACAUCGAUCUGGGCAAGACGUUCUACUACAGCUAUAACUACGACCUGACCAACACUUUGCAGGUGAAUUUUCUGCGCAACAAGAAACAGUCGCUUGGGUUGAACAAAAAGGACCUGGUCAAGACGUUUGAGUACCAUGACCGGUUCGUUUGGAACUCGUUUCUGCUCAAGCCCGUGUUUGAGUCGUUCGACAGGGUGUACGACUGGUUCCAACCGAUUAUCCACGGGUUUAUUGACCAGGUAGACAUUUCCAUCUUUGACGUGCAAGUUUACGUCACCAUCAUAGCCAGACGGUCGCACCAUUUUGCUGGGGCCCGGUUCUUCAAACGAGGAGUCAACGAUCGCGGCGACGUGGCAAACGAGGUCGAAACAGAGCAGAUUGUUAGCGACAUGCUCACAACGUCGUUCCACGACCCAGCGGCAGGGUUCUACAAUAAUCCGCGCUACACGUCGUUUGUGCAGCACCGCGGGUCGAUCCCGCUGUCGUGGUCGCAGGAAACCGCGCCCAAUAUCCGGAUCACCAAGCCGCCGAUCGAGAUCAACGUCGUAGACCCGUUCUACACCACCUCUGCUCUGCAUUUCGACAACCUGUUUGAACGGUACGGUGCUCCCGUGCAGAUCCUGAACCUCAUCAAGCAGCGCGAGAAGACGCCGCGCGAAACAAAGCUGCUGCGCGCGUUCGAAGACUGCAUCGAGUAUCUCAACAAGUUUCUUCCGAAAGACGACAAGCUCGACUACACGGCCUGGGACAUGUCGCGGGCGUCCAAGAACCGGGGCCAGGACGUGAUUGAAUGGCUGGAGAACUACGCUGCUCGCACGCUCGAGACCACCGGGUUCUUCCACAACGGCCAGACUCUCGGCGACACAAAGCUCCAGUACGGAGUGUGUCGCACAAACUGCAUCGACUGUCUCGACAGAACCAACACAGCGCAGUUUGUGAUUGGCAAGCGCGCGUUGGGUCACCAGUUGCACGCUCUCGGGCUCAUCAAGGAAAAAUACCUCGAGUACGACUCGGACGCUAUCAACAUCCUUACAGAAAUGUUCCACGACCACGGAGACACCAUUGCGUUGCAGUACGGCGGGUCGCAUCUCGUCAACACUUUGCAAACGUACCGGAAGAUCAACCAGUGGACGUCGCAUUCGCGCGACAUGAUAGAGAGCGUGAAACGAUUUUACAGCAACUCGUUUGUCGACGCCCAGCGUCAGGAAGCCAUCAACCUGUUUCUGGGUAACUACGUCUACGAAAAAGGACUCCCAAUGCUCUGGGAUCUGAAUACCGAUUAUUAUCUUCACAAUGACUAUUUGGGGGUGCUGUUGAACCGCAGACCAAGCUACACCCAUUGGUAUUCGGACUGCCAUCUCGAGCACGAGCAGCUGCCCCACGAUAAAGGUCUGAUCAUCACCAAAGUCGACCCGUAUCCGGGCUGUUUCGACAACUACUGGAACGUGCGGUACGUGCCGCGCGAACUAAGCAGCAUGUCCGACCUGUUCGAGUACUGUAUGAACUCGACUCUGCGGUUCAACGAAGAACAACCAAGAGAUACCGCGUCCACGACGAACUCAAGCUCCACGAUCAACAAGGUCAAGGACACUAAGAACAAAGCCAAGCAGCGGAUCCAGAUGCUCACGCUCACAGAAAGAGCAAGCAAUUCGAACCUGUCGGAGUCAGAAUUCGAGGGGUACGUUUCUCCGUUCAAGUCGCGCAAACCGCACAGAGAGCUGCGGUUCCUGGACCUGGAGGCCUCCAGCGACGGCGACCAGGACAACGAGACGAUUGAGCCAGAGUCGCAUGCGCUUUUGGAGUUCUAUCGACACCAGUUCGAGCACCUGCGGUCCGUGGAGACCCAGAGAGAGUCUCAUAUCGACAAGAUCAAUGAACUGGCGGAGGACUACGUGAGACCCAACAGGGAACUACCUGUGGUGGACCCACGCUCCAACGAGCUCAUAGGGACUCCGUAUGAAGAUUCGCACGACGAAGCGUCCACGAUCAGCACGGGGAAUACCGACUUCGAGUUGGUUUGCGAGCAGUACUCGAACCGGUUCCCGGUGAUUCGAGACGAGAACCUGCGCGUGUACGAGGCAUCGAUGAAGAUCGGGCUGCGCGUCAACGAGGACAUGGAUUUCAACGACGUGCUGGAGACCAGCUCAAAAAUGUAG
This is a messenger RNA of Ogataea philodendri, 2706 nucleotides long. RefSeq lists its product as uncharacterized. Gene Ontology annotation, biological process: phosphatidylinositol dephosphorylation. NCBI's taxonomy places the organism in Eukaryota, Fungi, Ascomycota, Pichiomycetes, Pichiales, Pichiaceae. The record is from RefSeq and is a predicted model, not a curated record. The transcript has a single exon. Gene Ontology annotation, cellular component: intracellular membrane-bounded organelle. Gene Ontology annotation, molecular function: phosphatidylinositol-3,5-bisphosphate 5-phosphatase activity. The coding region runs from base 1 to 2706 and encodes 901 amino acids.